GCAUGUUUGACUGGACUAGGUCAGAAAAUUCAGCCUUCUCGCUCUCUGAUCUCUCUCCACACAUUCGAUAUGAUAUAUAUAGGGACUCUCCUUGUAGCACCAUCAGCUAGCUAGCUUGAGAGGUAGUAACCGUGUAAUUUAUCAGAAGCUAGAUCAGAUAAUUUUGAGAAGGGUAGGCGAUCGAUCAGGUGAUCAGAAUCAGGCGAGCUAGAGAUCGAGCUAGAGCUAGCUUCGAUUGUGCAGCUAGCUAGCCAUGGGAGGGUUUGAGAGGAGAGGAGUCCGGCAGUACAACCGGUCCGACGUGCCGCGGAUGCGGUGGACGGAGGAGCUGCACCGGCGCUUCGUCGAGGCCGUCGAGUGCCUCGGCGGCCAAGACGAAGCAACACCGAAGCGAAUUCUUCAGUUGAUGGGCGUGAAGGGAGUUAGCAUAUCUCAUAUCAAGAGCCAUCUUCAGAUGUACAGAUCAGGCUCUAGCAACAGCAAUCAUCCGGUCAGCCUCCAGAAAAUGACAUCAGCUACUGUUAGCAACAUGAACAAACGUGAGCUUGCGAAUCGUGAAGAUAACUGCAUUUAUGCGUCAGAGGAUAGAAACGCUGCAUCUUCCGACAAGAAUACUUACACCAUACUCCGCUGCAGCCGCUCAUCAAUACCGUCUAUAGAAGAAAUAUUCAGAAAUUGGGAGCAAAGUAGAGGGCGUCUUCUUCCAUGGAACUCCAAUGUAAUUACAACAGAACAGCUGGCAGCUAGGGCAAGCCGUCAGACCACUGACAGUAAGCCUCUGAAGCAGACAGGCUGCGACCUGACGCUGUCCAUCGCCCUGUGCGAGGACGCCGCCGGCAGCGACGCCGACGGCUCGAGCACCAUCAGCGAGGAGGCCGCCGCGCCGUCGAGGGACGAAGCUUUCGUCUCUUCGGCCGAUGACCACUUCGCCUCAGCUGCUGCUGUUGCAAGGAAGGAGAGCGAUAUGCGAACUACUGAUCUGAACCUGGACCUGACCAUUUCAUCUUCUUGGCUCUCCUGAUGAUGAUUACGAUCGAUCAUUUAGCUGAUACAGUAUAUUUUGUGCAUAUGUAGUGGUUAUAUAUGUACAAAAAUAAGGCAGAGAGAGCUAGCGUCAGGCUAGCUAGUAUUGCAGGUUACCUGAUGAUGAUCUUAGAGUGUAGUAGUAUUUUGGAGAAGAUUUCUUUAGGAUUAGUUUAUAUCAUCAGAUCAGACACAGCAUUUUAGUUUUUUUUUUCAGUAGCGCAUGCAUGCACGCGUCUAUUUUUAUAGUUUUCUUUCUGCUAUUAUUCGUUCGAUGAGAGAUGAGGACUUCAGACGAAGACGGGUGAGAAAAUUUGACAGUUUUUGCUUCUUUUGGGUAGACUUCUCUGCUGAAUUUCUCACCUUUCAUCAUCUGGGCAGUCCUGUAUAGUUCUGAUCGAAUACUGUGAUCUACGACUGAUUAAGAAUUAAUGGCGUGCAUGCAUGUGCUAUAUUUGCUAGCCAUUUUACUCUGGCUGUCAGAGGGUGUAAACAAUCAUGGAUUUCUUACUAGCUAGCUGUGUAUUUCUUUUUGUUAUUCACACACUUUUUCCCCUAUAGAACAUAUUCUUAA
This is a messenger RNA of Oryza brachyantha (malo sina), 1597 nucleotides long. Its product is annotated as myb family transcription factor MPH1-like. Bases 254 to 1021 code for a protein of 255 amino acids. The transcript is spliced from 6 exons. NCBI's taxonomy places the organism in Eukaryota, Viridiplantae, Streptophyta, Magnoliopsida, Poales, Poaceae. The record is from RefSeq and is a predicted model, not a curated record. Gene Ontology annotation, molecular function: DNA binding; DNA-binding transcription factor activity.